Ipomoea nil (Japanese morning glory) is the source of this 1152-nucleotide messenger RNA. RefSeq lists its product as uncharacterized. The record is from RefSeq and is a predicted model, not a curated record. The coding region runs from base 1 to 1152 and encodes 383 amino acids. The transcript has a single exon. NCBI's taxonomy places the organism in Eukaryota, Viridiplantae, Streptophyta, Magnoliopsida, Solanales, Convolvulaceae.
AUGGAUGCUGAGUUUAAUGCUUUGCUUCAAAAUCAGACCUGGCAGCUUGUUCCCUAUACUCCAGGGAUGAAUGUUGUGGGCUGCAAGUGGGUAUUCCGUGUCAAGAGGAAUGCUGAUGGAUCUGUUGAGCGACACAAGGCCCGGAUAGUUGCCAAGGGCUUUAAUCAGAUUGCGGGCAAGGAUUUCUUUGAGACGUUCAGUCCGGUUGUUAAGCCCACCACGGUUCGUCUUUUGCUUUCUUUGGCCUAUUCUCGUGAUUGGUGUAUUCGGCAGCUGGAUGUGCACAACGCCUUCCUUAGUGGGCGUUUGGCUGAGACAGUGUACAUGCGUCAGCCUCCGGGAUACGAGGACAAGUCAGUUCCUACUCAUGUUUGUCAUCUGCAGUGCUCUUUGUAUGGGCUUAAGCAAGCCCCGCGUGCAUGGUUUACCCGAAUACAUAACUUUCUUCUUUCUGUUGGCUUUACUCCAUCGAAGACUGACGUGUCUUUGUUCAUUUAUUAUGAUCAUGGUGUGCAGCUUUAUUUUCUGGUUUAUGUCGAUGACAUCCUUGUCAUGGGCUCGGAUUCUAGCCGAGUUACUGGACUGGUGGAUCAGCUUGCUCAGGAGUUUAAAAUUCGAGAUAUGGGGCUCCCAUCUUUUUUUCUAGGGAUUGAGACUGUCUCUAUUUCUGAUGGUAUUCUUUUGUCUCAGUGCCGUUAUGUUCAGGAUAUUCUCAAGCGUGCAGGGAUGGUUGACUGUAAGCCGGUUUCUACCCCGAUCUCGGUUGCCCGCUCUGAGGACGGUGAUGUUGCUCUCUUUGCUGAUCCUACGCACUAUCAUGGGCUAGCUGGUGCUUUGCAGUACUUAACGGUGACUCGUCCUGAUUUGUCUUUUGCAGUCAACCGGCUAUGUCAACGCAUGCAGGCUCCUUCUACUGCCGAUUGGUCUAUGAUGAAGCGGGUGUUGCGUUAUGUGAAAGGCACUCUUGGCAUGGGGCUGUGUGUUCGGAAGUCUUUAUCUACCUCGCUGCAUGUGUUUUCUGAUUCGGAUUGGGCUGGUAGUCCGGAUGAUAGGAAGUCCACCAGUGGUUUUGCAAUAUUUUUGGGCUCUAAUCUAAUCUCGUGGUCGUGCCGGAAGCAACGCACUGUGGCGCGUUCUUCUACUGAGGCAUAA